Messenger RNA from Penicillium lagena, 1695 nucleotides. Its product is annotated as alpha/beta-hydrolase. Bases 1 to 1695 code for a protein of 564 amino acids. The transcript is spliced from 6 exons. The record is from RefSeq and is a predicted model, not a curated record. NCBI's taxonomy places the organism in Eukaryota, Fungi, Ascomycota, Eurotiomycetes, Eurotiales, Aspergillaceae.
AUGUUUUCGUUGGACAUGGAUGACAAUGCACUAUACCAUACAAAGCUGGAUACUCUGUUUCAAGGAGUCCGCCACCCCCACAGCACGGCAUCCACACCGGUCACCCAAUUCCGAGGUAUAAAGUACGCCUCCAUACCAAAAAGGUGGAGACAGUCGCGAUUAUUUGAAGAGUACUCCGACCGAUAUGAUGCAACGAUUUAUGGGCCGUCAUGCCCUCAAUAUGCUUCUCCGGUAGCAGCUGAAGACCUAUUCAAUGGCAUCGACGUGAACAGCAUGGAUGCCGUCAAGACCGAGGGACCAUUUCAAUUCAAUGAGUUUGAAUGUCUAAAUCUGAAUAUUUCUACUCCGACGGAUAGAUCAAAAAGGAACAAUAUCCCCGUUAUGAUAUGUAUUCAUGGUGGGGGGCUAUUAAAUGGACGCAAUGCAUCAUGGUUCGUCGACGGAGGAGCCUUUGUAGCAAAAAGCGUGAUAUCUAGGAAACCAGUAAUUUUUGUUACUUUGAACUAUCGGCUCGGAUCACUGGGCUUCCUUGCAUCUAAGCAGCUUCUUCAGGAUAAUCAGGAGGCCGGGGAUGCUGGGGUUGGGAAUUAUGGACCCCAUGACAUUUACCUCGGGAUUGAAUGGGUCUACCGCAAUAUCACCGCCUUUGGGGGAGAUCCUCGCAAUAUAACCCUGUUAGGAGAGUCUGCUGGCGCCUUGGGUGUUCUAAUGCAAGUCUACUCGUCUCUGCCACGCCGGUUUCGAAGAGCUGUUGUUCAGUCCGGACAGAUCGACUCUGGAACUAUGUCGUACCCCGCAACACUAGAAGAACAACAAAGCAUCUAUGACCAGCACCAGAAAAUGUUGGGAGUAAAUUCUCUGGAGGAAAUGCGAAGAUUGCCGGUUUCUGAGUACGAAUCUAUCCCGAUUCAGUUGCAGAAACUAGGAUCUAUGAUCUGCCGGAUUACCAUUGACAAUAUUCAUUACAAUUCUUCAUGGCAAGAAAGUGACUGCACUGGCCUUGAAAUCAUUGUGGGAGACACAUCUCAUGAAUAUACAGUGUUCGAGGCCAUUGCCAGAGAAGUCUCUCUGGGUCAAGACAGUAACCGAACUUCAACCGAUAAUUUUAUCGCCAGUCUCAAAGACGUUAUAGCAGAGGACAGACUGCAGCAAGUUUUGGCAACUUACAGCAUAACACCCACCCUGGACAAUGAGGAGAUCUUGCUUCGCCUUUGGCAGCUCAUAGAAGACUCUACAUUCGCAGAACCGACGGAGAGAUUCGCGUCAACCUCAGUGAGACAUGGAGCAGUGGUAUACCGAUAUCUCUUCGAUGAGAUCAAUCCAUUUGGUGGAUGGUUCGUUAACCGAGCAGCGAAUCAUGCACUAGAACUGCCUUAUCUGUAUGGUCCGAACGGUAUCUUUAGUAAAGUUGAAGAUCCACUAAAAGAACAAAAAAUCUCGACGGAUCUUCAAGAAAAAUGGCUGCGAUUUGCUUAUGGAGAGAGGAUUUGGAAGCCAUUCAACGAGGGCGGGUACUAUGCCUUCGGUCCAGAAGGCAAGUUUGGUCAAGUGGACCUUGAUGAGGUUAAAAUCAGACGCAGAGUGCAGAGAUGGGAGUGGGUGAGGGUGCUGAGGUUUGAGGAAAGAUGGGAGUUAGUUAUUCGAGCAGUCGCAUAUGCUUCGAGGCUUUUGUGGAAUGAAGCUGAGAAGACAUAA